GCAGAAGAUAUCAUCCAAAUUUCUGCAUCUGAGUUGAUCAUAACUGCCAAAAUUGAUUCCGUGGAUGCCGUUUAUGGCCUGUGUAGAGAGUUCACUUGUACGAUUAACGUCCUCUCGAGGAAAUUUUAUUCGAGAUUAACAUUUGCACUGCAAUAAUUUUAAAGUGACAUAUCGAGACCAAAAUGAGUAAUUGUCAAAUAGAAGCAUGUAGAAGUAAUUAUCGAAAUAAAGACUGUAGAACCAGAACUAUACAUUUUCAUCGUUUCCCAAGAAAGAAUGCGUUUUUAUUACAAUGGGAGAAAGCUUGUGGGAAAAAAUAUGUCAAUAUUAAAAAUGGACGCAUCUGUUCCAUCCAUUUUGAUUCAACAGCAUACAAAGUGUAUGAUUUAGACCAUCAACCAAAGAAAAGAAGAUUAAAAUCUGAUGCAGUGCCCACACUGAAUUUAGGACCGUCAAUCAGCAAAGUACCAGAUACUGCAACGAAUAUAAUACUGUCUGAAAAGCAGUUAGAAGCGAUGAAUACAACACUGUUUGAAGAGCAAAUGGAAGCGAUGAAUACAACAUUGUCUGAAGAGCAGAUGGAAGCUUCGACUUCAAGACACUCAUUAAAUUUCAACACGUUAGAAUCUUCUAUGUCUGGAGAAUUGCUGGAAAACUUUUUGGACAAAUCCAACGACCCGCCGAUGGAAAUUGACAAAAAAGGACUUGUUGAAUUUAGAUUGCAGAACAAUACUUUAAGGAAGCAGCAUGUUAACGACAACAAAAAGGAGUAUGAAAUCGAAGAAAGUGUGAUGGAAAGAGAACGACAAAACGAAGAAGAGAGAGAUGAAACUAGCGAGCACCAUCUUUACGAAGAGGAUCAGGAUGCAGACAAUGAGAGUGAACAAAACGUGAAUACUAAAGACAGGUUCAAACUUGAUUCGGGAAAGAUCAAAAUCCAUGAAUGCAAUCAGUGCGGUCGUACAUUUCUCCUGCAUCAAAUGCUAGUAUUGCACAUUCAGCGCGUCCAUCGCCAUUGCCAAUACGAGUGCGAUAACUGCGAGAAACGCUUUUUCGACAAGUGUGAUAUGGUGAAGUAUAAAAGCAUACAUUUAGACAAGAUGCCAUUCUCGUGCUCAACGUGUCAAAAUAAGUUCAGGCUGAUGGAUCAGCUGCGAAAACACGAGAAAAUACACACGAACGAAAUGCAUUAUGCCUGUCAGCAUUGCAGUCGCAGAUUUGUCACCAUUGAAGAAUGCAAGAAGCAUGAGAAUUCGGAGCAUAAGAAAGUAAAGCAGUUCCAAUGCGACAUCUGCGGUAACUGCUUUGUAUACAAACAGAGCUUGCAACGGCACAUAACGCUACAUGAGAGUAACCUGUUCACAUGCAACUACUGUACAGAGGCCUUUGACACAAAGUCAUUGUUAAACCAACAUUUGUUUACUCACAUUGAUAAUCGACCACAUGCGUGUAAAGUUUGCCUGAAGACGUUUUCCCGAUUACAUCAUUUGAUCGAACAUCUACAAGUUAAUCACAGUGGAUUGGACGAGACAGAGAACUACUACAGUGAUACGCAAUCUGAGGCCCAACAAUUAACUGUCAGCAGCCCUCCAGUUCAUAGCCCAAAAUACAAAAUUAUAUUUUCUAUUUCAAAUACAAUACCAAUAUAA
Mycetomoellerius zeteki is the source of this 1649-nucleotide messenger RNA. Its product is annotated as zinc finger protein OZF. Bases 183 to 1649 code for a protein of 488 amino acids. Gene Ontology annotation, molecular function: RNA polymerase II cis-regulatory region sequence-specific DNA binding; DNA-binding transcription repressor activity, RNA polymerase II-specific. NCBI's taxonomy places the organism in Eukaryota, Metazoa, Arthropoda, Insecta, Hymenoptera, Formicidae. The transcript is spliced from 4 exons. Gene Ontology annotation, biological process: negative regulation of transcription by RNA polymerase II; regulation of immune system process; regulation of cytokine production. Gene Ontology annotation, cellular component: nucleoplasm. The record is from RefSeq and is a predicted model, not a curated record.